This is a messenger RNA of Penicillium egyptiacum, 2142 nucleotides long. The record is from the annotation of a GenBank genome assembly. Lineage: Eukaryota; Fungi; Ascomycota; Eurotiomycetes; Eurotiales; Aspergillaceae.
AUGGGAAUGUCGCAACCAGGGUCCGUAUCCUCCAGGGUUGAUCCCAAACCUCGAAAAUUUCGCUCUGCUUGUGACAGCUGCCACCGGAGCAAAACCCGCUGCGCCGGUGGAAACCCCUGCAGUCGCUGCCAGGAAUUCAUGACCAGAUGCACGUACAGUUAUUCCAUGCGUGCUGGAAAGCCCAAGGGAUCCCGCUGCCGAAAGACACUGGAACGUGAACAGAGGGCCGCCAUGGCGGAAGACUCCCACUCCGCCCCGAGGGAGGAGCACGCCAUCCCGCCCGAGGAUGACACCAACCUGCACUCUGCGACCUCCCGAUCUACUUCCUCGUCCUCUCCAGUUCCAUCAUCCGAAACAUUCUGGUCGCCGUCCGAUUUUCUCUUCAACCAGACAGCGUCCGAUCUCGUGCCCUGCACAGACUGGCUAGGGUCUUCCGCGUUAGAUUGGUUGCAGUCAGAGACAGUUUCCGAAACCGUCGACUUGAAUUGGUCAACCGGCUCAUCAGAUCGGGGGCAAGCAGAUGGAGCCAACCGGUUUACCUUUGAAUCGAGCACCGAUCACAACUUGUGUCUGGAUUUUCCAGACCUGCACUAUAGUGGUGACGAGCACCCCACUAGCUCCCAGCUGCCAAUCCCACUAAAGAAAGAGGAAGGGGAAUGCCAUUGUUUAUCGACUUUGAGUACGCUUGUAUCUCGUCAGAUCACCGCACGAGAUGUGAUGCGAUACGAUGCAUCGCUUGUCUUGAUCCGCGACGCCGCGCGCGCGUGUAUCACAUUCUGUCACUGUCCCUUCUGCCCUAAGGAUGCAGGGAGCAUUAGCCUGGUUGUCACCACGCUGAAACUCAUGACCGGCAGCGUAGACCGCUUGAUUCAACAUCUGCAACGCCGCUCAAGCUCGGAAUCAAGCAGCAAGAUGGAUCUCAGUACUGUUCCUAUCCCUCCCACUAGGGAGGAGAGCACACCUCCUAAAAUAGGGACAGGAGGUGGACCCAUCCAAGCCCAAUUGGGGGUAUACCACACCGCCAAGGAAGACGUUCAGGAACAGAUUCAGGUGCUGUCUACGCUAGUCCGAUCAGGGGUCAGGAGGAUGCUCGAGGUGUGCUGGCCCAUGUGGGAUUUGCUACGUUCGAUGCCAUGCUCCAUGCCGUCGGCUUCACUUGCCAAUGGUUCUUCUUCCCAGGCACACAAGGCUCCGGAUGUAGAAUACAAUGGAACCUCACUAAAUCCUUCAGAGGUUGCCCAGGCUCGAAACACAUUGCCAUUUUUUCGCAAUAGCAAAAUGGCAAUCACCACGGCUUUAGAUGAAAAGGUGCAAAGCCUCCGGGAAAGAUAUAUCCUACCCCAUAAUGUGGAAGAAAUUGAGCGAAUGCAGAACCAGCAUGAAUGGGUGAAGGGAUGCGCCGACGGUCUGAUCAAAGCUCCACUAGAUAUGACCAGGAAAGAUCUUCGGGUCUUGGAUGCUGCUACUGCGGAUGGCUACUGGAUUCAGGACGCAAAAUCAAUUAUGCCAGCAGGAACGGAAUUUGUGGGGUUCGAUAUCGCACCUGACCUAUUCCCGCCAACUCAGACCCUUGGCCCGAAGGUGACCCUCUCGGUGCAGAACCUGAUUGAGCCCUUCUCUCCAGCUUGGAAGAAUGCAUUCGACCUUGUCCAUGAACGAUUCGUGAUCUCGCUUUUCAAGGAAGACGAGAUUGCCCAAGUUCUGCAAAACUUACUCUCAUGCGUCAAACCGGGAGGUUGGGUCCAGUUUGUCGAACCGGACUUCAGCACCUGUGUUUCCCGACCCAAAGACAAAACUUCUGCCUUUCAAAUGAUACAUCAGUUAACUGGUCACGUCAUGGCGGAUAACAUGGCGUCGACUAAGCUGGCUGGUCGGCUCGAACAUGCUGGUUGGGUCAAUAUUGGUGUCUCAGUCAGAGAUAUGGUGGCUGGGAAUGCGCAUCCUGACCCUGCGUUGGGGGAGAGAGGGCGGAAGAACAUGCUUGCCAUUCUGAACUAUUUUCAAUCCGUCACUAGCCCAGAAACAUUUGGCCUCUCUCAAGAGGAAUGGCUGACUUUACCGGAACGAUUUUCACAGGAUAUGAAUCAGCACGAAACAGCAAUUCGCCACUACAUCGUCUGGGCGCAGAAGCCGGUUGUGUGA